AAAUAUAUACAACUGAACAAUCUGUGCAAGUUAACCAUCAUGUGGAAGCUAAUAUCUGUAGUGGUGCUCCUGGUUGCCGGCUGCAGCGCGGGACCCCUUAGCCAACAGCGAAAGAAUAUGCCCAUUAUGGCACGCGAGGAUACGGCAACAGCUGUCGAGCAGGAGUCGGACAUGCAGAUGGAGGCUGCUGAGGAGAUGCCAGCUGCGGAGGCAACUCCUCUCGUUGGCACACUGACGCUGCCCAGCAAUGCGACUUCGAUACGAGCCGACAUCACGGACAACUUUUCGUGCGCCAACAAGAGUUACGGCUACUACGCCGAUGUGGAGAAUGAUUGCCAGAUCUUCCACGUGUGCCUGCCCGUGACCUAUGCCGACGGCAAGGAGAAUACCUUCCGCUGGAGCUUCAUCUGCCCCGAGGAGACGAUCUUCAGUCAGGAGUCCUUCACUUGCAUGCGUCGCGAGGACAUGACCAUCGAGUGCGAGGAAAGCUACAGAUACUACGAAUUGAACAGCAACUUUGGUCUGCCUGCAGAGGAGGAGAAGUCGCCAGCACCAGCAGUGGCAGCAGCUGCAUCAGCUCCUGCUGAGCCCCAGCAAGCCGAGCAAGAGAAACCUCAGCCUGAGGAGAGCGAAAUGAAUGCUCCUGCUCAGUCAGCUGCAGCUGCUCCGGAGCCGGCAAUGGAGCCAGUGAAGCCAGUGAAGGUGCAAAAGCCCAAGCCGAAGCCGAACCGCCGCAAGCCCGCCGUCACCUACAACAAGCCGCAGAGGAAAGUGCCUGUGGUGGUCACAGAAGCGCCCAUAACUCCAGCUGUGGAGGCCGAGGAACCUGAGGUCCAGACCGUGGCAGUGGUUCAACAGGCGGCCAAGCCUUCGAAACCCCAUCGCUUUAUCAAUAGACCCAGCAACAAGGAGAGGCCGCAGCCCGCUAAGCCAGCAGCACCUGCGCCUGCGCCUGCCGCGCCCAUACGCAAUGAGUUGUUCAGCUCCAUACGCAAGCGUCCGGCAAUGUUCAACAAGAACAGCAUCUCGAGCACUGCGAGACCCGUGAUGGAGAGCGAACCAGCCGUGACGGAAGCUAUUGUGCAAGCUGAGUUGAAUGAGCCGAUGCCCACGCUGAAGCUGCAGACGAUGUUCGUGGAGGCAGCUCCUCCCGCUCCUGCCGCUCCUGCAGCUCCUGUUGCUGAGCAGGCGGCAGAGCCUGUUGCCGAGGCAUCUGAGCCAGUUGUAGCCAUAGCCGAGCCUCAACCGGUGCCCGAGCAGGCAGCCGAGCAGAUAAAUGCAGAAGAAACAGCGGAGCAAGCGAUUUCCACAAAGCCAGAGGAGGACGAAGUGCAGCCCAUUGAAGCCAUUCCAGAGAUACCCGCUGUCAUCGUGGAGACUUUGGAGGAAAAGCCAGAAGAAACGGAAGCCAUGAAACCAGCCGCUGAAGAGCAACAGCAGCAGAUGGUGGACUCUCCCAUGGAGCCAGCGAUUGUUGAGCCAAGCCAGUCCAACGAGGAAACUGUGAACCUUGAAGCCAUGGAGGCAGCUAAGCCCGCUGAUGCGCCUGUCAGUCUGCCAGCCACACCCGCCAUGGAGCAUCCCAGUCCCCUGGUGGAGGAGAUGUUGAAUAACAAAAAUGAGGCACAAGAAUCGCUUGGCGGCUUCAAGCCCGUCGAUCCCGUUAUGGCUGCCGAAGCGGAACAGCUGAUCACUGACUUCUUGAAUACGCUGCGCAAGCACGAGGAAGCAACUAAAACUAAAACUAAACCUGAAACCGAGACAGAGACAGAGACAGAGACUGAGCUGGCCAAUGCGGCCAUGGACAUGGCCGAAACCAUUGAGCAGCAGCCACAAAUCCAAGAGAGUGAAACGAAGCCAGCAGCUGAGCAACUGCAGCAGGCGGAAAUCGAUGCAACGGCCGUUUCCAUCGAAGAGGCCAAGCUGCCCGAGCCAGACACUGUUGAUAACAAUGCCUCAGUGGAGGAGCAGGUGCUGGAAGCGGAGCCAGUGCAGCAAGCGGAACCCAAAUUGAAACUGAAACAGGAUUCGCCCAUUAUUAAUAUUAUGCAGCUCAAUCAUUUGCCCGCCGACUAUCAAAUACCCGUGCAGGUGGUUGCUGAGCCAGAACCGGAGCCGCAGCCAGAGCCAGAGCAACCCGAGUCAGUGCCAGAGCCCGUGCCCGAAGCUGUUGAGGAGCCGGCUAAGGAAAUGGAAAUUCAGUCGCCAGCUGAGCCAGCGGAGCCAGCGGAGCCAGCUGUUCAAGAUGAUGCCCAGGAGAAUCUGCCUGCGGCUGCCUAUAUGCCAGGCAUUAGCAUCGACGACAUUGUGGAGCUGGUGAAGGAGCGACUGGAUCAGAAUCCCAAGAAUGAACCAAUGGCGCCCAUGGAACUGGUGCUCACACCAGGCGCUGCUGAGCCCAUGACAUUGAUUCAAAGCAAGCCAGAGGAGGCGGAGAAAGAAGAGCCUGCAGAGCCCGCAGCAGAGCCCGCUGUAGAAAUGGCGCCUGCUGCACCGCUCAUCGCUGAGCCGGCGCCCGCUGCAGUCGAGGAAGAGGAAGUCAUUCUGCCCAUAUACAAGCGCGUUUCGGAAGCGGAUCCAGCCAUGUCCGUAGUGCAAACGCAGCCCCUGACUGUGAGCAAAGUGGAGGCGGAGGCGACACCGCAGCAGGAGGAGGCGACAGCUGCAGUGCCGGAGGUGCGAGAGCCCAAGACUCCAUCGCGAAUGGAUGCACGCAAACGUCGCUUUCUCUUUCGUGCCGACGCCAGCUAGAGAAAUUACCCACCACCCACGCUCUACCCCGGAGCACCAUACCCGCCCACAACAUCAAGCCUCUCGCAGCGCCUCCCUCCACUCAUUUGCACCUAGGCACCUAUGACUUUUUCAAUUAUUUCCUAGUUUUAUGGCCAUUUCUUUCUGCAUAGAGAGUUGAAAUUUAAGUUUAGCAUUGUUGCAUCCUUGACAAAAACAAACGUGACAAAAAAAUUGAAAAAACUUUGAAUAAAAAAAUAUUAAAAAACAUAACACAGGUAUGUAUCGAUUC
This is a messenger RNA of Drosophila mojavensis, 3022 nucleotides long. Its product is annotated as titin. Gene Ontology annotation, cellular component: extracellular region. Gene Ontology annotation, molecular function: chitin binding. The coding region runs from base 40 to 2751 and encodes 903 amino acids. The record is from RefSeq and is a predicted model, not a curated record. Lineage: Eukaryota; Metazoa; Arthropoda; Insecta; Diptera; Drosophilidae. The transcript is spliced from 3 exons.